UCAUAUCUGCCUUAACAAUGGUAUUAUUGUUUUAUUUUGUCGCAGAGACAGUAGCCAUGCCUAUAUUCUUACAGAAAUCAGAUCCCACAAGGCACCAACUCAGCAGUAUCAAUGGUUGUAUUCAUUAUGCUAGUGAUCUUUUCUUUCUAUGGAUAAAGUCAGUUUUUGAUUUGGUAACCCUGAAUAUAUCAGAAUGGGGUGACAACUGGAGGAAGGUGUUUUACUGGACCCAAGAUGCCUUCAUGGAAUGCCUCUUCCUUAGAUAAUUUUUGAAACAUCUCAAAGAUGCUUAGGUCAGACUAAGACUUAUU
Messenger RNA from Moneuplotes crassus, 311 nucleotides. The record is from the annotation of a GenBank genome assembly. NCBI's taxonomy places the organism in Eukaryota, Ciliophora, Spirotrichea, Euplotida, Euplotidae.